AUGCAAAAGCAUUAAAUUAAAUGCCCCAUUGAAGGAAAUCAAUUCGCUUAAUUAGUUUGCUUAAAUAAAAAUUGUAAAGCUAAUAGGAUUUACUGUCUCUAAUGUUUAUAAUAAGGAGAUCACACUUCUCAUCCAAAGGAUCAAAAAAGUAUAGAUAAAUUAGAGGAGUACUUCUGUAAAAUUGAACAAGAUUGUAAAGAGUUAAUAAAAGAAGUUGGUUUGAUGAUAAUGGAGAUUGAUGAAUUAUCUGCAUAAUUUUUUUAAGGAUUGAAAAAUAAAUUUUAAAUAUCUAUAGAGAGUCUGAUGCAAUUAGAUUAAGAGCAAAUGAAUGAGGUUCUGGAAUAAAUAGUAAAAUUUGAUGAAAUUAAACAUGAUAUACUGAACUAGGUCAGAUAUUGUUAAAAGAAUAUGAUCCUCUUGUUGUAGGAAAAAAUUGAAUUACUCAAGCUAUAAGAAUUUAAUUAAUGCAAGAUAAUUAAAUAGGAAUAAUUAGUUAUUUCAGAUUGCGAAAAAAAUAACUACGAUGCAGUAAUAGAAUUAUUAGAUAGCAAAUAAUUUAUUAAUUAGAAUUAUUAAUAAUCAUUACUCAUAAAAGGUAUUAUAAUCAAGGUCGCAUACAUUAGGGCUGUUUUUAAGAUUAAUUGGAAAUUACAAGGAUGCAAUAAUAUAAGUUGAUAAAGUUUUAUCUAUUGAUCCAAAAAAUGUUGAAGCUUUAUGCUCUAAAGGUAUUCAAAUUAAACAUAAUUAUAUUAGCUUAUUGUUUAGCAAUGCUCGGUAGUUACAAUGAUUCAGUAAUAUAAGCUGAUAAAGCUUUAUCAAACUUUGAAGGGCAUGUUGAAUCACUGUAUGUAAAAGGUAAAAAUCUUAGAUGAAAAUUUAGCUAAGGUUUUAGGAUUUCUUGGAGAAUACAAGAAGGCAAUUAAAUAUAUUGAUAACGUGUUGUCUAUCUCUUCAAAGCAUGUUGAAUCCAUAUGUUUAAAAGGUACAAAAAUAAUCAAUAAUUACUUUAGCUUAUUAUUUAGGAAUACUUGGCGAUUACAAUAAUUCAAUCAUAUAAGCAGAAAAAGCAUUAUCUUUAUAUCCCGAGCAUGUGGAGUCAUUAUCCACAAAAUGUAAAUAAAAUUCCUUAUGUAUAAGCUCGCAGUUUAAGAAUGCUCGAAAAGUACGAAGAAGCAAUCUAAUGGGCUGAUUAAGCUAUAUCUAUUAAUUCAAAGCACAUUGAAUCAUUAUGUUCAAAAGGUACAAAAAUUAACUUGGAAUUUAUUAGCAUAAAGUUUAAUGAUGCUUAGCUAUUAUGAUGAUGCGCUGAUUUGGGUCGAGAAAGCCUUGAUAAUAAAUCCAUAUCAUGUGAAAUCAUUGUACAUAAAAUGUAGAAAAGUUUUUUGAUAUAAAAGCUAAAUCUUUAUUAAAGGUUCAUAAAUACUAAGAAGCAUUCUAACUGGCUGAGAAAGCUUUGAGUUAAAACUCAUUGCAUAUUGAUUCAUUAAGUACAAAAGGUAUCGAUGUACUAUUCAUAUGAAUCAGCAUGCAUUUUAAGAGCGCUUAAAGAUUAUUAAGAAGCAAUUAUAUGGGCUGAUUAAGCUCUUUUUAUUGAUUCAAAACAUAUUGAAUCAUUAUUUACAAAAGGUUUAAAAUAAAAUAAAUUGAAUUAGCUCAAAGCCUAUUAGGGCUGAAAAAAUACAACGAGGCAAUUAAAAUUGCUGAUAAAAUUUUAUCUUUAAACUCAAAGCACAUUGAAUCAAUGUGUAUAAAGGGUAAAAAGUCAUAGAUAAAUUUAGCUGAGGGUUUAAUGCAUUUUUCAAAUUAUAAAGAAGCAAUUAAAUGGGCCGAUAAAGCUUUACAUAUAAAUUAGAACCAUAUUGAAUCACUGUGUAUAAAAGGUAUUCUGAGAUUGAUAAAUGCAUUAGCUUAGAGUUUAGGAUUACUUGGAUAUUAUAAUGAUGCUCUUAAAUUGGUAGAUUUAGCUUUGUCGAUUAGUCCAAAUGAUUUGGAUUUGUUAUUUUUAAAAGGCAUUUUGUUUUACCUAAUUUUAGGCAAUUCAUUAAGAUCUUUGGGUCAAUUUAAUGAAGCUCUCCAAGUUUUUGACCAAGCUUUAGAGAUUAAACCAAAUGAUGAAGCAUUUUUAUGCAACAAAGGUAUUUUACAAUUGUUCAUGUAGGAUAUUGUUUACAAGAAUUAUCAAAUUAUUAGGAGGCUAUAUUUUAUUUCAGUUAAGCUAUUUAGCUUGUCGCAAAUAGUGAAUGGAUCUAGCGUAAAGAGGGUAUAAUUACUAUAUUAACUAUUUAGAAUGUGAGGAAAAGUUAAAGAAAAGUAAGUUGAAUUGA
Paramecium octaurelia is the source of this 2324-nucleotide messenger RNA. The record is from the annotation of a GenBank genome assembly. Lineage: Eukaryota; Ciliophora; Oligohymenophorea; Peniculida; Parameciidae.